Messenger RNA from Ornithodoros turicata, 1599 nucleotides. RefSeq lists its product as uncharacterized. Bases 369 to 1538 code for a protein of 389 amino acids. The transcript has 7 exons. Lineage: Eukaryota; Metazoa; Arthropoda; Arachnida; Ixodida; Argasidae. The record is from RefSeq and is a predicted model, not a curated record.
UUGGUUAAUAUUUUGUACACAUCGAUGGCGUAAAGUAACGUAUAUACGGUUAUGUCUUGAAUGCGCUAAGACUUCAAACUUUAUUACCGUGAAACGCUCACACAGUUAGGCUCAUAGUAAUUUUGACUCUUACAGUUGUACAGCAAGAAAUUUGCAGAAUUUGUGGGCAUGGACAAGGACGACCGUGUUGAAAACCUUGACAAAGUUAAUAUUAUUGUGAAACGUGGUGCACAGUCAGAGGCAGAUGGUCCUUCUGAGGCCUUUCAUGUUGUCACGUGAGCAUUUAGAUUAAAGCAUGAAAUAAAGCUGACAAAGGCUUGUCUAAGCCUGCUAUUGAUCUGGGUUCUUGAAAAAAAAGUUGUAAGGUUAUGAACAUAGAACUUCCACAUGGUGGGCCUCAUUUUAUAGUUGACUCUGUCCUUCUGCAGUUUGCCCCAUCUUUGUCAUUUGUUUAUAUGGCUUACUUCUUUCUGCAAAGGGAACCAGCACUCAAGCAAGCCACCGGACCCUACAGGCUCCCUCAGCCAACACACGAUGUUCUUCUACCUGUGCAGGAUUUACGCCACUCAGCAAACAUCACCUCUGACUUGCGUAACCGGAUUGUGAAGUGGCUUCAUGCCGAUAUUUUGAGAUAUGACUUGUAUCCUGGGCGCAAUUACCUGUAUUAUGAGGCAGCCCGCCAGUUAGUCUACACGUACCCGAUACUGAAGGACGCAGCGGGGACUGGUUUUGAGUCAUGGCAGCGUGCUUUCAAAUUCAGAACCAAAAACCAACGAAGAAAGCUGUCGGGUAUACCUGCAGUAAUUGAAGAACGGGAAAAAUUCCAUCUACGCAGAGAAAAUGCAAGACCUGACUGUGGUGGGACAAAGAAGAGAUGCUUUCACACAGUGAACGAUAUGUCUCUGGAAGCAAGGUCCAUAGAUGAUGACACAUUUUCUGAGAGGGUCAUGUGGCUGAGAAAUGAUGCACCUGCUGUGCAGGAGGCCGUGAGAAAGUACCCAGUGCUAGGAAGUUGCAAAGGGGUGCACGAGGGGUUCAUGCGACUGACUGGGAAAAAUGCUGAAAAAGAGCUACUCGAACUGUUCAAUGUAAAAGGAGAAGCUAUCAUGAAGAUAGCACGAGGGAAAAAAACUGCAGCAAGGGUGAUGGCACUCAUUAACGAGAGGCUUGGUAAAACUGUCACUGUCAAUGAACGAAAGUAUUGCUACUCGGUGGGGAUCAUACACGCCCUUUCACAACUUUUGAAGGAGAGUGCAAGCGACAUGUUUGCAACAGACAGCAAUGCAGUCUACCCAACAGUGAUAACAGAGGACCCCUUCAAGUUCCAGCCUUGUCAAGUCACCGUGGAGGGGAGCACCUACGAUGCAGUUGAUGUCAUUGCAGCCAUUAGUACUGGGUUCGAACUCUACUGGGUUUUUAACCUUAAAUAUGCACCAUCCCUUGCAAGGACAUUUGCAGCUCUUGAGCACUUUUUUGGACUCGGAGGGAAGAAGAAAAAUAGCAUCCUUGUGUCACGACUAAUCUCUGAUCUUUCAUAGUAGUUCUGGGCACAAGACGUAAAACAUUAGCUCGCAAGCACUGUAGUCAUGUUCAUCUUUA